Messenger RNA from Bemisia tabaci, 1495 nucleotides. The record is from RefSeq and is a predicted model, not a curated record. Lineage: Eukaryota; Metazoa; Arthropoda; Insecta; Hemiptera; Aleyrodidae.
UAGUCACGGCUGCAGUUGACAGAAAUAAAAAUGCCUCUCGAGGAGCAUCUCGCAGAGUACGUCAAGCCAGAGGUCGUAGGGCUCAAGCUCAUAGCUUAGACCUUAUAAAUAAUUUCAAUGAGUACGAUUUGGAAGAGGACAGUUCUCGUAUCGCUGCUGUUCAUAAUCAAAUGACCCGGUGGAUCAACAGAGGAGGAUAUGAUCUGAAUGACCCAACUGACAGUUCAAGCGAGUCAGAUGAGGAAGAAGCAUGGCAGAGAAUGGUAGUCAUAGCAGAUGAGAAAAUGCACUUCACCAAGCGGCAGUCGAAGAAGCAACAUAGUCUUCCGAAAAUGGCGGUGUCCGUAGGGAAUAAAACCAAAGUCUACCAGAACAGAAAAGAAAUCUGUGUAUCCUGCCAGCAAGAAGAAUUUGUAUAUUCUGCUGACCCCUGCGGGCACGCCAUUUUCUGUUCAAAUUGUAUACUGACCGGUAUAAAACCAGCAAAGUACACUUAUACCAUUGCAGAUGGCACAAUCGCCACCCAUCAUUCCUACUUUGUGCCCGUCAAGUGUCCUCUUUGCGGAGCCAUUAUUGGCUCAUUAUACAAAGAGGCCAACUGAGCUGCAAUUUUCUCUCUCAUUAAUUUCACUCUCAUUAAUUUUCACUCUCAUUUACACUCUCAUUAAUAUCUUUACAGACUAUUAAAUCUUGAUGGGAGUUCAAAGGUCCUUAGUGUAUGUUGUCCAUAUGUGUACUUUGAUGGUUUUAUACUGUCCAGUAUUCAAAAAAACGAUGUUUUCAUUAAAGCUAAGUCUCGAGUCUAAAUUCACUCCUAACUAUCUAGCGCUUGUCAAUGUCGUCACAUAGCUCUCUAAUUGAGUGUUAUGGAGCUCUUCAUUUUUAUACCGGUCUGUUUCUAAUUGUUCAAGUACGUUUCAUUUUUUGCCUUUAUCACACUCUGUAAUUAGGUUUACUUUGCACUUAUCUGGUUUGCAAUUAGAGUCCCUCAAAUGGUCUGUUAUUGAGGAAUGAUUUUUUGUAUUAUUAUUUGCAUUAUUUUUGUGUUCUUGAAAUCUUUUUUGUACAUCUUUUAAUCUGGUUUGCAAUUAGAGUCCCUCAAAUGGUCUGUUAUUGAGGAAUGAUUUUUUGUAUUAUUUUUUGCAUUAUUCUUGUGUUCUUGAAAUCUUUUUUGUACAUCUUUUUAUCUGGUUUGCAAUUAGAGUCCCUCAAAUGGUCUGAUAUUGAGGAAUGAUUUUUUGUAAUAUUUAUUGCAUUAUUUUUAUGUUCUUGAAAUCUUUUCUGUACAUUUUUUUUUGUUUUUUGCAUUGUGCCAUAUGUUACAACCUAGAAAUAGAAGUGUCUUUGCUUCUUUCUGCUAAGGCAGUAUCAUCUGCAAAAGUGCUGAUAAAGCCCCUGUUUGGUUUUGGGCCGUCGCUAGUUAGAUGAUGAGUGUCACCUACCUCAAUCACAAAUGUUGUUAUAAUGACUUUCUUGUAAUGAAUGAAAGACUUUU